This is a messenger RNA of Xyrauchen texanus (razorback sucker), 810 nucleotides long. RefSeq lists its product as uncharacterized. The transcript is spliced from 6 exons. Gene Ontology annotation, molecular function: protein binding. Bases 1 to 810 code for a protein of 269 amino acids. The record is from RefSeq and is a predicted model, not a curated record. NCBI's taxonomy places the organism in Eukaryota, Metazoa, Chordata, Actinopteri, Cypriniformes, Catostomidae.
AUGAACAACUCUUGCCUGUGUCUCCAGUUUGUCCUUCUCUUGCACUUUGCCCUGGAGCCCAGGGCUGAGUAUGUUGAAGAAGAUCUGUACAAUAUUGACCUGGACAAGAUUGAUAUGAAGAUUAGUAAUACAUCACAUGAUAUCACUGUAACAUGGAAGACCCCAGUUGAAACAACAGAUCCAAUGUGUUACACAAGUGAAUUGCAGUGCAAGAACCAAUGUGUCAAAGACUGGAAGAGAGGUCAGAAGUAUGAAGUUGAACAUAAACAUAAGGUGCAUGUUUUCAACCUAUCUACCCUCAGUAUGAAGGAGAAUUAUGAUUUCAGAAUAAGAAUGAAGCUGAGUUGUAUAGAUGGAGACUGGAGCACUUGGACACAAGUAAAACACUGGGGAAAUAAUACAGGUACUUGUAUGGCAGAAUCAUCUUCCUACAUGUGGUGUUAUAUUUUGAUAACUGUGCUGCCAAUGACCGUCUUUCUUCUAAUUUGUCUGCUGACGCAAGAGGGCAUUAGAAGACUGAUCUUUCCUGUUGUACCAGAUCCCAAAGACUUUAAAAAUAAAAUCAUGACCAUUGACCAUUCUCAGUGGUGGAGCAACCUGACGCAGUGGAGUGAGGAGUGCACAACAACAGAUAUUGAGAUUAUCAACAAGAGUGAAAGGGAUGGGGAUGACCAGACGCUGGUAAUACAGUCCAUGGAUACCAGCCACGAGCAACAUGUCAGCAUGUACUGCAUCUAUUCCUCUGCAACCCCCUGUGUGAACACAGAACCACAGAACUCACAGAGCGUAUUGGGCUAUAUUAACCUCUAA